This is a messenger RNA of Triticum turgidum subsp. durum (durum wheat), 678 nucleotides long. The record is from the annotation of a GenBank genome assembly. Lineage: Eukaryota; Viridiplantae; Streptophyta; Magnoliopsida; Poales; Poaceae.
AUGACCUUUCUGCGCUACUCCUACGGUCAGCUCAUCUUCUAUGACAACAAUGGGUUUCAUAUUGUUAAUCCAUUCAGUGGCGCUAAGCUUGGCCCUCCUUCCCUACAGUCAAUUCAGUUCACUUGCAUCAGCUAUGUCACCUUAACUGCCCCUGUUGCAUCUGCUGACUCGCAUCUCCUUGUCGGUGCUGGAGCCUAUCUGUUCCUGUGGCGCAUCGGGAGCGAUUCUUGGACAAAACACAGUCCUAAAGUUGGUCAUUUUUCGAUUGAACAAAAUGUGGCCUUCAAGGGCAAGACAUAUGCCAUAGGGUCUUUCGGGUGGUUCUACAUCAUUCACUUGUCACCCAGUCUCAUUGUUGAGAAGUUUAAAGUUGUGUUCGAGGAAGAUAAAACCGAAGAUCUCUAUUCGGCAAAUGAAAAAGCAUGGCUAGUGGUGUGUGGUGACGCGCUUCUCUUGAUCAAACUUGUGGAGGCGGGAAGAUGGAUGCGCUCGGAGGCCUUCCAGUCCAGGGCCUUCAAGCUUGAGUCAUUGGACACCAUGACCAAGAAGGCAAGGUGGGUGAAGCUCUUCAACACUGAAAGACGGUACCUGAAAUUGGAGUCAACCUGGGUCUUCCCCGCGUGUUUCCUUGUUACGUCCUGCGAUGAUCUUACGGCCGUGAGUGCGGUUGAUGAUUAG